Ambispora leptoticha is the source of this 327-nucleotide messenger RNA. The record is from the annotation of a GenBank genome assembly. Lineage: Eukaryota; Fungi; Glomeromycota; Glomeromycetes; Archaeosporales; Ambisporaceae.
UAUCAUAAUAAUCGGGCAUCCUUUUACGAACCCAACAAUUACAGCAAUUCAAGAGCAAAUGCAAAAGCGGCUCUUUUAACAAAUCAAAAAAGUCCUCUCGCAAUAGAAGUGCAAGCAGGAACUAUAAUAUUCAUGUCUGGCUUUGUGAAACAUUGUAGCAUUGGCAACGCCAGCUCGUGCUUUAGGCGUGUCUAUAUGCCACAAUAUUCAGCAAGGAUAGUUUAUGAUUCUAGACUAUCAUUGGAUCAAAAUAAUACGGGUGUGACCGAAUCUGAAAAAUCAAAUGGUAAACAAUUAUUGGCUUUGGGUGUUCCUUGUUUAAAUUAG